CCCGCACGCGCGCCACCAUUCCGGGAGGGGCGGGGCCGUUCCGGCGCGCGCGCCGCGCUCCGCCCCCACGUGGCGCGGGUGUCGCCGGGCGUCGCGGCGGGGCUGGAGCGCGGUGACUUUUGAUACAACCAGACAUUUUAGUGAAGGAGCCGUAAGAAAGAGAAGCCUGGAAAGACUAAAGCUGCAAGAACAGGAGCACAUUGCAGAAAGGGGGGAAAAAAGAGAGGGAAUUGAAAGAAAAAGACGUGGUGGUGUAACGAAGUUCAAGAGAGAAAAAAGAAAGCUAAGCUCGAGAGAAGAGAGGCAGAUAGAUGGAGAUGAGAAACAUCCCCCAAAGCAGCAGAAGGUACCAGCUGAAGAACAGCAGUGGCCAGAGAAUAUGCCUGAAUGGGAAGAAAGGAAAUCCCUGCUAGCUCAGAGAAGAGUGGAGUCUAUCAGACUGCUUACAGUGCUGUUAAACCGUGUGAAAGGUUUUGUGCAGUUGGCAAGUCAAAAAGUGGAUCCUUCAUUGGGCGUAAGGAAGGAUGAUGCCUUUUCUGAAACAGCAUUAAAAGACACACAUCGGGAACUGAUUAACUCCCAUUAUCAUAUACCCAAAGAGGUGAAACAUGAGGAAGAGUUUAAGCGCCUGUUAAGUCCAAAAGGUAGCAGCUUACAUAGUGAGGAAGGAGAUGUGAGCGACUUCCAUGCAUCUACUUGUCAUGUAGUCAGGACAAUUUUAAAUGAUCGUUCUACAGCCCUGAGUGUGGACAGACGGCUGAGCAAGGGCGCGUACAACUCCUCUGGCUGUGGAUCUUUGCUGAUUACAGUUACACAAGACUGCAGGGUCAUCAAAGCUCUGGGUGGAAGGGACUGCCCGGCACUGAAUGCAGCUCACAGGCAGACAGCGUCUGAUGAAGACUGUUGCAAAAAGCUGAAGGUUUAUGAGACUGAUGAAUUCAUCCAUUAUUUACUAAACUACUAUCAGACACCGCGCUAUGCACGUGUUUGCUUAGAGCCAGAACCUACUGUCAACACGUGCUGGUGGAAGAGAGUGGUGUCUGAUGGUGAUAGGGGUUUUGACAUCAGCUUGAGUAACAAACAUGGUCCGCACUUCAGAGAAAUGAGUCCUCUACACAACCUUGACACGAGAAAUUGUAGCAGCGAUGGUGAUUACAGACUGGUGAUCACUGUUGGGGAAUUCGACUCAACAGAUACGGUGUUAGAAAACAAGACCUAUAGGGGUAGCUUUGCCAAAAAGUUGCAAGUGCGAAGGAACGACUCCCUUGCUGUUGAUAACUUACAACAUGCUGGACCGAAUCUUUCUUUGGGUUGCACUGCGGUUACUUGUGAUAAGGAAUUCGAACAAGAACAUGGUAGCGAUGAAGGUACCAUACCACACAACACAUGUAGAUCUGCUUCCAGAUUCAAUGAUUUGUUGGAAGAGAUCAGUGAUUCCAAGUACUUUAGAGAGGCGCGUAGUGACUCAAUGAAGAGAACAGAAAGAAGGUGUGAAGAAAUUUACAGCAAUUGUAAUAAAGGGUGUUUGCCUCCAAGAGACGGGGAAAGAAAAUUACUGGUUUACCUUAAAAAUGUAACUCUGGAAGGCACAGAGGAGGACAGCAGCAGGUGUAGCUUCUGUAAUAAUUCUGUCCAUGAGGGCUUGGCAAGGCAGCAUGAACAUAGGCUUAAAAAGUCAUGCAAGAGGUCUAGUAGUAAAUUAAGACAUGAAGGACAGAAAAGUGAGAGACAAUCCAGAGAAGAGGAGAGAAAUGCUCGCAAAAUGAAGAAAAAGCGAAAAAAGCUUUCUUCUAAUGUUGUAUCUGAUGAAUGUGGCUUUUCAGACACGGACAGUUGCACGCAGCUGGAGUCGCUCAGAAAGAUACAAAGAAAAUGUGAGAAAGUGUUCCACAAGAAAGUGAAAUUCAAGACUCUUCACACUGAUGACUCUUCACCAGAUGUUACACCUUGUGAUGGCUCACUACUUCAGGAGAGCCUCCAAAGGACAGGAGAUGAGAGGAAAUUAAUGUUGAGAAGAGAGAUGGAUGCAGAUGUCAGAGGAUGCCCUCUAUUUCCUCUCGAGAUAAUUCAGACAAAUCCCUGCUCAGAUACUUUCUGUGGAGCAGAGCCCAGAAGAGGAUGCUGAAUGUCUGCUGUAUAAUAGCUCUUAAGUUUUUUUACAGAAGUGGGAGAAGAAAGCCCUUCGACUGUUAAAAGGUAUAUGACAUGCUCUUGUUUUUUUGCUUAGGUAAUUCCUUCAGUUAGAAUAUGUAACUGGUAGAGUGAGCCACGAAACCAGAAUCUGGUUUGCCUUUUGGAUAACAGAGGACCAAAACUUUCCCCAGAGACAGACAAACUUUCGUGAACCAGGUGCUAAGAAUUUGAAAGGACACUGAUUGAAAUCUCGGAGUGUUACACUCUUGAUUAAAUGUAAGGAACCUUGUAAAUAUCAAAGUUACAGUAUUUAGUAGUAACAAGUAUUUGAAAAACCAUAGCUGUGUAAGUCCUAGAGCAAGCAUAUCAAGUGCCUCCUUAACCAGAUUGUUAACAUGAUGGGACUGAAAGUUGUCAAAGACAUUUAUACUCAAUUGUGGGAAGUAAUUGAUUCCCAAAUAUGAAAAAAAAUCCUAUCUUCUCUAAAACCCACCCUGGGAAAAUGCUUGUUUUCUAUUCACAGUUCUAGAGGUGUUUCUGAAAAUUUGCUGUCUUUGGGAGGACGGGUUGCACUGCACUUGUGCUGGAUUUAGUGCUUCCAGGAGUCCCGAUGAUUGAGCAAAGCUCUGAAUGUUAGGUAGGGCAAGGGCAAUGCUUGUCAGCGCGCUGGCAGCCCCCGGCUAUGUGCAGGUUGAAAAUUUGUUCACAGGAUUUCAAAACGUGCCAUUUUGAAGGCACAUGCAGCGAGACAGCUGUUCAGUGUGAGUUUGCUUACGAAGAAUUUCCAGAGGAAUUGUGAAAUGUCAGAUUUGUGCUGCAUGUAGGUAAAAAGUGAAAACGCAGUCUAGGAGCUUGAGUUAUAUCCAUAUUUAUUCAUCUGGCUAUAUUUAGAAGACAGCCACAACUGCUUUUGGACAAAGUCCCUUAGCAAGAUAUAGAGGACGAGUUCUAAGUUCAAUCUCUGAUUAUUUCAGCUUUCAUUUUAGUGUUUCGGUUAUUACAUGUCAAUAUGUGAAGUUAAUGUGAUAACGUUGCCUUCAUUACAUAGGAUCUUACCCAUGCUUGUAACUUCUGCUCUAAUAAAUAAUAAUGAAAAAAGAAUUGUAAUUGUUCGUGGUAGCUAGGUUUUCCCCCACUGUUUAAUACUGGUGAUUUCUACAGGCUGCUAAGCCAGGCUUAUCAAUAUUCUCUGUUCAUGUGUUCAGAUGUCGAGUGCCUAUUCAGGGUCAUGAAUGACACAUGGUUGCUACUCAAAGUACUGUGAAUCUAUUACUGUAUCUAAAAAGAUCUUAUUUUCUUGACAUAAAUAUUUUCUGACUAUUUUGGGGAACAUUUAUGCCCCUCUUAAGUCUCCAUUUUGGUGUUUCAUAGUUAUAAUGAAGAUCAGCUGUUGGAUUCGUUGACUGUGUAAGUGUUUCAGUUGCAGUCAUGUGGCACACCAAGGGUGUUUGUUCUCUAUGCAAUAUUUGCGGAUUAAAGAUGACAAAACUUCUGUCAGUUCUGUGUGCCUAAGUCCCCAUUUCCCAGGAGACAGGGUGUUUGAUUACAGGGGAGGAAGAGGAGGAGCAGGAACUAAAGAUUGCCUUUGGUGUAAGUUUGACAAUAUUCAAUUACAAAUAAAUACACCAGUUCUGUAAUUGUUUCUCGCAUUCACCUAUCAAUAGAUUGAAAUUGAUAAAGCAAAUCUUCUAUCUCCAAGUCCUCCUUCUGUGUAGAACAUUGUUAGUAAAUAAAUUAUACGUGCACUUGGUAGUGUGAGGCACCACUGUAAUGCCAAUACUGAAACAGGUGGCAUUAUUUAAAACAUGGUUUUAGGUGUUUUAUUCUUAAUUCUUUACUUUUCCUACUUACACACUUAAUUUGAGCUCCAUCCUUUCAUACGCUGGACCGUUCAGUAUAAACCCAGAGACUGCGGAUCUUGCAAUCAGAUCUGACUUUCCGUACAGAACUAAUAAAACUGCCUCCUAACAGUGAGAUCAGUCUUCGCUAGGGAGCUGUCUGAACUAGAGCUUGUUCUCAGCAGCGCACGGCCUGUUGGUUGUACCUUGUGCUGAAUACCUACAGGCUGUUUCUAAAGCAGAGAUACACAACGCCGGUUAUUGCAUUACUCCAUCUGCCUGAAAUACAGGAAAACAGCAAUUACAAUAUAAAGCCCUUUCUUCUUAAUCCAGAGACUCCUGGCAAUGCAUAGAAAUGCCUCACCUUUUGUAAAAGCCCUUAUACAACCUCGAUAUAAACACUCAUUAUUGAAUGUUUUUUGUUUAACUGAAUAGCAUGGAGUAGGAGCAGAUAAAGAUGAUUAAGAGCGGGUGGAGUCAGAUAAAAAGACUGAAUUUUACAAAGCAGCCGACAGUGUGCCAGAACUGGCUGGAAAUGAGAUGCUACUCAACCGCUUUGAUUUGCGGUAGAGCUCCUCUCACAUGCCUUCAGCCACAGACAGUGGGCGUGUGGAUGCUUCAGCUGAGGGAGAUGGCUGACACUUAGUUGGUCGUCCUUUCCUACUGGGUUACUGCACAAACUGCUAAUUACCUGGCCUGGUUCUUUUUGCUUAGUCAUGGCAGCCAGUCCUUGCUGAAGGAAGGGAUUAAGUUGCCAUGAACAGAGAAGCUGAACCCAUCCAUUUUCUCCAGCGCUUUAGAAGAUAAAAUCAGUGCCUGCUGUUUCAUGAAACCACUGCUUUUGUGACUCGCUUCUUCCCCUUUCACAAUAAAUUCUCUUUGUUUUUUCUGGAAAAGUAGUUGUCUUACAAAGUGGAAUACUUCCUUCUCAGGAGGCACAGAGGCUUAACGCUAAGCUUUGCCUUGUGUUACUGCCAGUUUUCAGUGUAGCUUUUAGUAGUUAUUAUUAGUAUGUUAUUGGUAUCAGUGAUGCAUCAUGUUGUAACAUAUGGAUGAAUGCUUAAAAUAGCAUUCAGUUCCUCAGGAGAUGCUAUGGACCAACUUAGGAGUUGAUGGUUGGCUCCACAGAAUGGUAGGUUACAGCCCAGUUACACUACGUGGCAGUCUACCAGACCUCCAGCUUUUGCUCAGUGUUACCAAUUAAUUGGGCAUUUUUAUAUCCAUCUCUCUUUUUGCAACAGCAAAGCAUAUUAUAGAACAUGAACAUGUUCUGUAUUUAAUAUUCCGUUAUACUACAGUAUCACAUUUACAGCUACAACAUAUUAUACUCUGUCUGUGUGCUGGAUAAUGUACGACAUCAGAGAAAGACAGUAUAAAACUUGGAGAUUUUACUUGCAGUAAAAAAAUCAAACUGCCAUUAUGCAAGAGUAUUUUAUUUUCUGUGUUAAACAAACAUGAGCCCAUUUCUCAUUGGAGGUAAACCAUUAGUCGUAGUAGGCAAAGAGUAUAAAUGUCUCUAAAAAUAAAACAGCAACAGAAAGGUCAUGACAAGAUUUACAUUUGUCUCUAGACAUUCAUUAAGUAGCUCAGACACCCACACUCUUCAUCUGAGGGCCCAGGGUCACCAAAAGAAAAUGCCAUGGAAGCGUUCAGGCUGCGGGAAAGUCACGUGUUCCCACCACAGAUGCUCUCAGGCAACUUUACCACAUUGCAUCAACUUGUUUAUGAAAGCUGCUGUUGUGCAAUGCACUCUACCUCCAACCAAUUCCGCCUAGUUUACACCUUCCCACGCAGGACUCGGUUAAUCAUUUUGGUCCUGUUGCCAAAUUGAAACAACUUGGCUGAACAGCCAAACCAGAGAAACUGAUCCCAGGGCACUGGACUGGACAGGGACCCCAACAGAAUCACCUGGACAAGAAACUCAUUCUGGAGUGAUUGGCUCAUCACUAGUUAUAUCCUUGGAAUUUCCAAAAAAGCUUUUGCUCAAGAGUAUUUUGAUGACAAAGGAACAGA
Cuculus canorus (common cuckoo) is the source of this 5984-nucleotide messenger RNA. Its product is annotated as A-kinase anchor protein 17B. The record is from RefSeq and is a predicted model, not a curated record. The transcript has 5 exons. NCBI's taxonomy places the organism in Eukaryota, Metazoa, Chordata, Aves, Cuculiformes, Cuculidae. Bases 380 to 2125 code for a protein of 581 amino acids.